Messenger RNA from Dentiscutata erythropus, 301 nucleotides. The record is from the annotation of a GenBank genome assembly. Lineage: Eukaryota; Fungi; Glomeromycota; Glomeromycetes; Diversisporales; Gigasporaceae.
AUGACUUCGGAUUUUUCCGCCAAAUCUAGAAAACGCAAAUCCGUUUCUUCUGAGAUUAAUUCAAAUGAUGGAAAAAAGAAGAAAAUUGACAAUGGUGACGCGCGAUUUAAAAAAGGCAAUAAUAAUAAAAAAUUGAAAGACGAAGAUUCACUAAGUAGUGAAGAGAUCAGUUCGGAUGACUUGGGUUUUGAAAACGAAAGUGAUCAAGAAAUCCUCAGUGACGAAGGAGAAAACGAAACACCAACUGAAAAGAGACUUAGACUUGCCAAAAAAUAUAUUGAAACUAUUAAGGAAGGAUUAG